GGUUUGGGACAAAUUACCAUUUGUUGUAGUAAUAAUCCAUUUCAAUUCUUAUUUUCAGUGCGAUGCUCCCGUGCAACGCUCUCCUUGUAUCUUUCUUCUCCUCUUCGCCCUUACCUGCACCAUCGAAUUCUGCUCGAUCUCUCGUUCUCUUCCGUGCGGAUCUCCUUCGCCUAUUCCCAUUAUGCAGCUCCCUGCUCUCUGUCAAGAAGCUCCACGCCCGCUUCGUCGUCGCCGGGCUCCUCAAAGAUUCCACUUUUGCCAUCGAAACCAUCAGAAAAUACCUCCUUUUCGACCAGCCAAGACUCGCGCUUCCAGUCUUCGAAGCGGCUGAAAACACCUCGCUAUACUUGCAGAAUCUAGUGCUCCGUUGCCUCUCGGAUAAUGGCUUCCACCGAGACCUGCUGUCCUUCUAUUCGCAGAAGCAGCAUUCGCGUCGACGCCUCCGCUCCGAUGAGUUCACUUUCCCAUUCGUGAUCAAGGCUUGUACCGCAGUUUCGAAUACUCGAAUGGGGAAGGAGGUUCAUUGUGUGGUUCUGAGGUCUGGAUACGGAGCCAAUCUGGUGGUGCAGACUGCUCUUGUUGACAUGUAUGCGAAAACUGGUUGCGUUAAGUUGUCAAGGAGGGUUUUUGAUGAAAUGCCUGAUAGAGAUUUGAUUUCUUGGAAUGCGUUAUUAUCAGGUUAUUCUUCGAAUGGGCUUGAGCGAGAGGCUUUUGAAGCAUUUCGGCAGAUGCAAGCGGAGGGUUGGAAGCCAAAUUCAAGCACGUUUCUUGGCAUCAUCCCUUUGUGCAGAAGUUACGAGACGCCCAAGGCAGGUGAGCUGAUACAUGCUCUUGCUCUAAAAUAUGGGGCUUUCAGUGGCGAGGCAUUGGCGCCUACUCUCAUUUCGAUGUAUGCUGGAUUCGAGAAUCUAGCAGCAGCCAGACUGCUAUUUGAAUCACUGCCCUCAAAAGAUCCUGUUGCUUGGAAUGCUAUGAUUUCAGCGUAUUCACAGAAUGACAAAUGGGAGGAAUCCUUGCAAGUUUUCCGGCUCAUGCACCACAGCAAUGAAAAGCCGAAUUCUGUGACACUAAUCUCUGUUCUUGCUGCUUGCACUAAUUUCUGUGCUACUUGUCAUGGCGAGUGCAUCCAUGCUAUUGGGAUACAAUCUGGCAUUGCGGAUAAGGUUCCUGUUACAGCUGCACUUGUCUCAAUGUAUGCUAGGCAUGGAAAAGUGGAUUCAGCAGAGUAUCUAUUCUACUUUUCACCAUUGAAGUCCUUACUUCUAUGGAAUUCCUUGAUAUCAGGCUAUCUUUCGAAUGGUCUAUCCAACAAAGGAUUGAGUGCAUUCCAUGACAUGCUUUUUGAUAAUGCAUUUCCGGAUUCGAUCUCUAUAAUCAAUGCCAUUUCUGGCUGCACAAUGUCUAAAGACUUGUGCCGUGGUAAAUCUGCACAUGCAUAUAUUAUCAGAAAUGGAUUUGAUUCAAACACCAAGGUGAUGAAUGCACUCUUGGCUCUAUACUGUGAUUGCGGCCAGCUCUCUACUUCUCUGAAGUUAUUUUACCGAAUUCAUGCACGUAGCGUAAUCUCUUGGAAUACUUUGAUAGGUGGGUUUUCUACGACUGGAGAUACAGAAUCUUCCAUAACCUUGUUUCACAUGAUGGGCCAGGAAGGUGUUAGGUUUGACCUGGUCACAUUGAUCGGUAUUGUUUCUAGCUUCUACAUGGCUGAGGAUGCUGCAUGUGGAAUGUUCUUUCAUGCCUUAGCAAUUAAAACUGGAUGCAGUUCAGAUACAUCUCUUACUAAUGCCCUUAUGAGUAUGUAUAUGAGUUUUAGUGAAGUUGAGGCUGCUAACACACUUUUUCAUACCUUGUCCUCCAAAGAUGUUGUCACUUGGAACACUUUGAUAACAGGAUACCGUAACGGUAACUUAUUUGAGGAAGUCAUGCUCCUUUUUGAGCAAAUGAAUAUUUAUAGUCAGAGGCCAAAUUCUGUAACUUUUUUGAAUGUAUUGCCUGCAUGUCACAGCUUGUUGCAAGGUAAGUCGAUCCAUGCUUACGCUAUUAGAAACUUUUCUGAUAUAGAGUCUACUCUCCAUACAGCAACCAUGAUGAUGUAUGCUAGAUUUGAAAAUUAUCAUUAUUGCCACCUGCUCUUUGAGACAAUAGAUAAAACAAAUGUUGUUGCUUGGAACACAAUUAUGUCUGUAUACAUCCAAGCUAAUCAUGCAGAAGCAGCAAUCUGUUCUUUCAGCAAUAUGCUUUUGAAGCAACUGAAGCCCGAUACCGUGACAAUGCUGAAUUUGGCUUCCGCAUCUGCUCAGAUAGGAUCUCUUGAUCUGGCACAAUGUGUGACUAGUAUAGCCAUUCGCAUGGGUCUUGACAUCCACACCACCAUAGUCAAUUGCCUCAUCAACAUGUUUGUGAGGUGUGGAAGCGUAAUGACUGCAAGAGAGCUCUUUGAUGGGUUGAAAGAAAAGGACUCCAUCACUUGGAGUGUGAUGAUAAAUGGAUAUGGGAUACAUGGUGAUGGUAAAGCUGCAUUAGGUCUAUUCUCAGAGAUGAAAGAAGCUGGUUUGGAACCAGAUGAUAUUACUUUCAUGAGUCUUUUGUCUGCUUGCAGUCAUGCUGGUCUUGUCGAGCAGGCAAGAACAUACUUCAAAUCAAUGAUAGAACACCAUGGAAUUACACCAAGGAUGGAGCAUUAUGCUUGUAUCAUAGACCUAUUUGGGAGGACCGGGCACUUGGAUGAAGCCUAUGAUGUUGUAAAGAACCUGCCAUUUGAGCCUUCCGCAAGCUUGCUGGAGUCACUGCUUGGAGCUUGUCAAAGCCAUGGCAAUGCUGAAAUUGGAGAAGCCAUUGGCAAGUUACUGAUCGAUGCCAUUCCGUAUAGACCUACUCCAUAUGUGAUGCUAUCUAACAUCUAUGCUGCAGCUGGGCAAUGGACAGAUUAUGGAAUGGUAAGGUGGGAGAUGGAGCUCAAACGUGUUAAGAAAGAAGCAGGAGUUAGUCUUGUUGAGAUAAUAUAGCAUUGAUAAGGAUAAGUCUAUGAGCCAAUGCACAGUUGGUGAUCUUGCAAACCUCAAUUCCCUUUUUCAGACUCUCCUCUCCCGAAUUGCUCUUACAAGUUGCUAAUCUUGCUUCUGUAGUGUGAUUCAUAUGAAAGAGCCGAUUGUGUUUAUCAGCUAUAGUUCUAGAUGGUAUUACUGCAAUGUUCACAUUGGAAAUGAUAACUUUUAAAUGAGAAUCAAUUAGCCUUCCUCUGGCUUAUGGAUAGCAGGAGACACUGAUGUAUCUUCUACUAUUUGCAGUGUUGCCAGUCCCCCGCCAUUGUGCUUCACUGCAGUUUGUGAUGAGCUGGAUGAAGUCUGCGCUGUAAUAUAUAUGGUCCUUGAUCUUUCUCUCCGCAACGGUGGGCAACAUUAUGCCUGAGUGCAAAUCAGUUCACUGAGUUUCUACAGAAGACAAGUAGAUAGAAAAUGAGUAUAUCUUUUCCAGAAGGUGAUAUGCGACUAAAGAAGUCACCCUUCAGCUCUCCAUCUUUCUAACCUAAAAAAUCUGACUAUCAACUAGUCAAUCUGCUGCAAGACCCACUUUGUGGAAGGUCCAUGUCAAUUUAUCUCGCCUCGCAAGCUUUCCCUCAAGAAUUGGGCAUUCAAUGAUGGAAAUGUGUUGGGAGAAGGUUCAAUCACUUAACAAUUAAAUUGCUACUGAUUCAACAAAAAGGAGGCUUUGGCAUAAGCAAUAUUGAAGGGCCUUGGUACAAUAUUGAAUCUGUUUAACUUACCCUUCAUGCAACAAGGGUAUUCAAAUCCCUCGCAAGAGUUUCUUUCUGGUCGAUUGUUAUCGAGUGUCUUCAUAAGAAUUAUUCAAAUAUAAAACAACCAUACCCAGCUCCUUUGGCAGAGUAUAAACAUGUGCUAUGAUCCAUUUUUGUUAGUAUUUGUCUUCACCAGUGUUCAUCAGUUAGUACCACAAACUUAAAGGUUAUUUAAUAAAUUAUCGUGCAUUUUUUAAUCUACAACAAUCUUAAACUUUUCAACUCUA
Molecule: messenger RNA, 4023 nt
Organism: Zingiber officinale
Lineage: Eukaryota; Viridiplantae; Streptophyta; Magnoliopsida; Zingiberales; Zingiberaceae
Product: pentatricopeptide repeat-containing protein At4g31070, mitochondrial-like
Exons: 1
Coding region: 63-3005 (980 amino acids)
Biological process (GO): RNA modification
Molecular function (GO): protein binding; RNA binding
Source: RefSeq, a predicted model, not a curated record